Prorocentrum cordatum is the source of this 2491-nucleotide messenger RNA. Lineage: Eukaryota; Dinophyceae; Prorocentrales; Prorocentraceae. The record is from the annotation of a GenBank genome assembly.
AUGGCCCACCUCCUCUGGAUCGAGGAGCUCGAGGCCGACGCUGCGUGCUGGAUGCAGGAGUGGUGCCAGGCCUACCGGGUGAUUUGCUGGAUCCUCGCCUACCUAGCGACCAUGCUUGCGUUUUUCCCCCCUCACUUCUACUCCGGGGCCUCCGUCGCGAGGGGGCCGCGCGCGGGCAUCUUCAAGGACUUCGACUACAAGGGCUCGAAGGGCCACGAUGCGACCGCUUGCGACGGCUCUGAUAGCGAUGCCGUGGACUACGAGCCGAUGCAAGACGUGGGCUCCGGCGCGCCCCUGGUCGGAAACGAGCGCGCGACGGGCAUCGCGGGCAUUGGGGCCCUCGCGCGCCGGGCCGGAAACGAGAAUCGGGCCCAGAAGAUUGGGGAGUGCAGCAAGGGGAAUGACUCCCGCGCUGACGCUCAGCAGGUCAAAUUUGACCGCUAUCUGGAGAUGGGUCAGACCACGAUUGCUCUCAUUCAGGAGCGCCGCGAAGCAGAGAUGGGUCUCAUUCGCGCAAAGAAGCAAGUGGAGGUGCUCGAGACCAGUGCCACGGAUAGAGUGGUCCCAGAAGUGGCCGAGGGUACCGAGGAGGGCUGCGCUCGAGCUGGCGAUCAGCUGCAGCAGCCCGAGAUGCUGAUGGCGCUCGAGGCGAAGCCCAAGGCCCAGGCGAAGACCAAGGAGCAGGCUGCCGCGCCCUCGGCUAGUUUGCUAGCUUCGCUGGAGUCUGUCGAGCAAGGCGGAAUGAUCGAUCGGAGGGACAUGGGCGUUGCCGAGAAGCGCGAUGCUACCUGUGACUACGCCGCGCGGAUUGCAGCCUGCAGGCGGCGCAUGGAGGAGUCUGGACUGGAGGUGCGCCCGGACACCCCGGUGGAGCUACCAGCUUUUCCCGAUCGCAGUGUGGCCGAGCCUAAUCACAUUCGCUACGGGAUCUUCGACGCGGAGCAUCCUGCGGACCCUGGUCCACAUGUGCGGUCCCAGAAGGAGAUGAUCUACAGGAGCUGCGAAGCAAUCGAAGGAGUCCCAGCAGGAGACGAUUAUUACGCCUGGGUGGACGUCGAGGACCUCGUUCAGACGGAGGACCUUAAUCAGUGGCGCCGCCCGCGGCAGAUGCACAUCCGUGAUGCUGAGAAGCCUCGCAUUCAGAAGAUGCAACAGGAGUCGGCGGAGCAGCGCGAGAGCACGCGCAUUGUUCUGACGAGCCGACAUCAGCAGAAGCUGGACCAGAGGGAGCGCGAGCACCUGCUGGCCCACGAUCAGGACGUCACCGCCGUGGACGCGCACUCGGCAGAGAUGUUGGCGGUUCGCCAUCGUUAUGCGAGGUGCAAUGCGAACCGCGUGUGGACGAGCUUCCUAGGGGCGAUGCCCACAGCCGACGCCGUGCGGAUCGCUCGCGCGUGCAACAAUUUCGACAGCAACACCGCCAGCAGCAUUCUCCACGAGCGCACGCAUGAGUUCGCCAGCACGAUGGACGCCGACGGCUUGCCAGACAUUUGGGGGAACCUCUGGCGCGAGCGAAAGGAGGAGAACCUGAUCGAGAGGACAGCGGGGGAACUAGCCAAAGACGGCGAGCUGGUCAUGACUGACAUCUUGGACCGCUACGCAGAGGCGGACAGCCGGGGGCGGCACGAGGAGGCGGAGCGCCUCUUCGCCAGUUCUCUGGAGGUUUCCAAUGCGGCGGAAACGUUAAAGACUUGCGCGGGCAUCCCUCCUCGCGGAGAUGAGGCGAUUCAAGGGGGCAUGGCCGCUAUCAUGGGCCUCGACAGGUACUUCUCCACCUCGGGGCAGAUCGCGCAGCUGGACAUGAAAUUGCGAUGGCGGCAGGAGCUGGAGAUGGUCGACGAGGUGGGCAAGUUCGGAUUUGAGCAGGCCUUGGGGGUCCUGCUGGCUCUGGGCAAGGUGACCCUCUCGGUCCUCAGCGGCGUGUACGGGGAAGCAUGCUUCAAGCUCGCGAGCGUCGAGGGCGACCCGCCGGAGCUGCACGUCCAGAUGACGCAGGUGUCCUUCAGCAGCACGAUCGCCGCUACCUUGGGCUACCUGGCCCUGUGCGGCGCGCAGGGAGACGAUCCCAGGGAAUUCUUCAGCGGGCCCGACGGGCACUGGGGCUGCAGCACCUUCGUGGUCGCGCUGGUGUACUGCUGGCGCGAAUGGAUCUGCAACUUGUGCGUCAAGCGGUUUGACUCGCUGGUCAAGAACAUUUGCAACGCCGUCGCCCUUGUUCUGACCUACGCGUACACUGUGGUCGCUAGUAAGGAGCAGUCCUUCUCGCUGGUGAAGGUGAUGCUCCUCCUGGCCGUUGUGGUCGAGGUGGUGAACUACUCCGCGGCGCGGACAGCCGCGGUCGCGGCCAAGGUCGCCGCGGACGAGAUCCCGGUCUCCGAGUACAGCGCGACCAGCCGGAAGGGCACCGACUUCAGCGAGUUCGAGAUGAAGGAGGCCUGACGCCUGCGCGCCAAGCCCGAGUGGGCGCCGCCCCACUGACGCCCUCCACUGG